This is a messenger RNA of Leucoraja erinaceus (little skate), 5152 nucleotides long. It is a transcript of the gene ptenb, whose product is annotated as phosphatase and tensin homolog B. The record is from RefSeq and is a predicted model, not a curated record. The coding region runs from base 473 to 1678 and encodes 401 amino acids. Gene Ontology annotation, biological process: phosphatidylinositol 3-kinase/protein kinase B signal transduction; cell motility; regulation of phosphatidylinositol 3-kinase/protein kinase B signal transduction. Lineage: Eukaryota; Metazoa; Chordata; Chondrichthyes; Rajiformes; Rajidae. Gene Ontology annotation, cellular component: nucleus; cell projection; cytosol. The transcript has 9 exons. Gene Ontology annotation, molecular function: phosphatidylinositol-3,4-bisphosphate 3-phosphatase activity; protein tyrosine phosphatase activity; inositol-1,3,4,5-tetrakisphosphate 3-phosphatase activity.
CCCUUUUUCCCCCUUCCACCUUGAACCACUGGGUUUUAUUUUCUCCCUCCUCCCCCCCCCCCCCCCCCCCCCGGGCGGCAGUAACGGCGGCGGUGGAGGUGAUAGUGGAGGAGGAAAAUUCGCAGGGAGAGACGGUGAAUGUGGCGACCGCCCCCAUCCUCCUCUCCUCCUCCUCCUCCUCCUCCACCACCUCGUCGUCCCGCAGCACUGCUUUCACUUUUGCCCCACCACGGAUUAUUUCUCUCCCUUCCCCGCGACCCUUCGUCGAUGGUGAUCUGAGACGAGCCGCCGGAGCAAAACCCCGGCGGAGAUUAUUAACGGGAGGCUGCUGCGUGGCUUGGAUUCGCCGUGUAGGCCUCUGUGUGUGACAGUAGCCGUAAUAAACCAGAAGCCAAGAAGGAGGAGGGGGGGGGGGAAACAUUUCCACAUCCUCCUCCUCUACCACCACCUAUUCAGCCGGGAUAGCACAGACAUGGCUUCGAGAAUCAAAGAACUUGUCAGCAGGAACAAGAGGAGAUACCAGGAAGAUGGAUUCGACUUGGACUUGACAUAUAUUUAUCCAAACAUCAUUGCCAUGGGAUUUCCAGCUGAGAGACUUGAAGGCGUCUACAGAAAUAACAUUGACGAUGUCGUGAAGUUUCUCGAUGCAAAACAUAAAAACCAUUACAAAAUAUACAACCUAUGUGCAGAAAGACAUUAUGAUGCUACUAAAUUUAAUUGCAGAGUCGCACAAUAUCCUUUUGAAGACCACAAUCCACCACAGCUAGAACUCAUAAAGCCAUUUUGUGAAGACCUAGAUCACUGGCUGAGUGAAGAUGAUAAUAAUGUAGCAGCAAUCCAUUGCAAAGCUGGAAAGGGACGGACAGGAGUAAUGAUCUGUGCUUAUUUGCUUCAUCGUGGCAAAUUUUUAAAAGCACAAGAAGCCCUAGAAUUCUAUGGCCAAGCACGGACUAUAGACAAAAAGGGCGUAACAAUUCCUAGCCAGAGGCGCUAUGUAUAUUAUUACAGCUAUCUUUUGAAGCACAGAUUGGAUUACAAACCAGUGGCAUUACUGUUUCACAAGAUGCAGUUUGAAACUGUUCCAAUGUUCAGUGGUGGAACAUGCAAUCCUAUGUUUGUGGUGUCGCAACUAAAGGUGAAGAUCUUCACUUCCUCUUUGGGACCGACCAGACGUGAAGAAAAGUACAUGUAUUUUGAGUUUCCUCAAGCUCUACCAGUAUGUGGAGAUAUUAAAGUGGAAUUCUUCCACAAACAGAACAAGAUGAUGAAAAAGGAUAAAAUGUUCCAUUUCUGGAUAAAUACAUUCUUCAUCCCACAACCAAAUGAGAACUUAGAUAAAGUAGAAAAUGGCAGCAUCGUUUCAGACAAGGAUGACGGUGGUUGGCGUACAGAUAAUGACAAGGAAUAUCUGGCCCUCACAUUGACUAAAAAUGAACUUGACAAGGCAAAUAAAGACAAGGCCAACAGAUACUUCUCACCAAAUUUCAAGGUGAAGCUGUUAUUCACAAAAACGGUAGAGGAACGACAACAACAUCCCAUGAGCAACAGUUCAACAACAGUAACGCCAGAUGUUAGUGAUAAUGAACCAGAGGACUAUAGAUACUCGGACACCACUGACUCUGAUCCAGAGAAUGAACCUUUUGAUGAAGAUCAGCAUACACAGAUAACAAAAGUCUGAAAUAUUUUUAUGGGAAAAUUAAAACUGCAAGAAAAAGGAAACACACUUGAAUAAACUGAAAGCAAGUACCUUUUUUAAUGGCAAUAGGACAAUGUGUCAAGUAAAAUGCUACACCAGUUAUAGGAACAAUGAUCUUUUCCUGACCAAUGUUGUUUAGCCCCAUACACAUACAUCCACGAGGUUUUGACACUGUUGUCCAAUGAAAAAUGAUUGCGUAGUUAUAUAUCUAUAUACAUUUUUUGUGUGAAAUGACGCACAAAAGCGCAAUCAGGAUAAAAGAGGCACUUUCCCGUUUAAUUCCAGUUUUAUAAAAAGUGGAGACAGAUCUGGUGUGUACGUAGGAAAUCUUUUCCUUUUAUGUUAUGUUGCCAACAGUAGGUGCUCAUUUACCUGUACAAAGGUUUAAGCCCUGCCCCCUUUAAAUCUAUAUAACAGUAGAUCAGUCUGUUAUCAGCCAGGAGGAUCUUUGAGAAGGUUUGCAUAAAAUGCAUGUUUUUUGGUGGGGAAAAGGGAUUUGAGAGAAUGCACAGAAAGGAAGGAAAAAAAAAAUCCAUAGUCUGGUUCCAGUACCACCGGCGGCCUUUUGCACCUUUUUGCGAGCCGUUUGGCCCGGCAGGUUGUGCAAUUGGCCGGUACUGCUGCUUGCUUUUUGUGCUUUCAAAGCACACUGGUGCUAGAAGAGGCAGCUGGAUUGAGAAAAAAAAAAUCUUUCUGGGAGGAGGCUUGAACCCUGGACAAAAAGACCCAAAAUCUGCUGGUCCACAGAUGGUCAGAUUGUGGAGUCUGUGUAGGGCAAAUUUUCAAGCUUUUUCCUUCCUUUCCUAAGGGAUGUUGCAAGAUGGUGUCCCUUGGUAAAAAAAAAAGGCUCAAUUUUAUAAAUGUGGCAGCAUGCCAGCUCAAAAUAUGACAGUUAAUGUAAAAAGGAGAAUUUUACGAUGAUUUAAUAAGUUAGCUAGAAUUAUUUUAAUUGGUGCUGCUCCACAUGUCCUUUGUAACCAAGGCCAGUGCUUGAAGUUGAUCACUCUUUUGUUAGUACUGUUUUGGACUAUAAGUCAGUAUCUAUAUAACUUAUCUUCAUUAUGUUUGUGUAGUUCUAGCUGUUUUAUUUCUAUUGGCAAGAUGCCUUCUUUCUCCACAUCUCAUAUUGGCAUUUGAUACUUGGUAAGGGCGAAUUUUGGAUUGGGAGUAUGCAGCAUGUUUAGGUGGCAUGUGUCAGGGACAUAAAUGUGUGUUGUAUGGAAGUAAACAGAAGUCACAGCCAAUGUUUCAACAGGGUAAACUGAUUUUAGCAAGGUCGUAGUAUGCACAGAAUUUUAACAUGAAAAUUAAGAGGUUUUGUAUUCAUAUUCUAGGAAGCUGUUUGUACCUUCCUCAUCUGUAACAGCAUGAAAUGAAGUCUCUUGUGUUCUGUUGGUUUAUGUGUUAAGCCAGUAGUUGUCGUCAUUUCCUGUGUUUGUCAGAAAAUAGAACUGCAUACUCCCACGGGGCCUAACCAAAUGAAGUGACGUAGCCAUGGUGAAAGUCUGUGAGAAAUCUUUCAUAUUCUCUUGUAAGGGACAGAAUCAAGGCUGUGUUUUAGCUAUGGAAACCUGUAUUUUACUGGAGGGUUAACGCAUUAAAUUGUACCUAUUAUUUUCAUUACUUCAGCACGAGAUUUAUUCUGCUUGGCCAUUUGGUGAUGGACAACUACAAUUACAAAAUUGCGUCUGGCUUGGGCUGGAAGUAACUUCCCAAAAAAACAUUUAGUGUUGGUUAGUGUCUAGAUGUUUCAGUUCUGGUGUCUGUUCUUGCUAUAAACCACAAAUCUUUUUUAAAAAUCUUUCUUUGUAGUGGUGCUUUAAAACUGUCUAAAGGCUAAUGUGAAGAGCAUGAGUUGUGCAGUGAAAGAGAGAUGGACAAAUGUAGCUCAAGAGGGAAGGAAUGCAGGUUUAUAGAUCAAAUUACAAGCUUCUGUUGACAGUUUUCUUUUAUUGAUGGAACUUUCCUUUUAACUUUUUUUAUUGAUUUCCCCCACCCCACCCCCCUUCAAAAUCCGUUCAUUUCUGUUGCUAAAUAACUGAACAUUUGAGACAUGCCACUUUUGAAGAGUUUCCUUAUGUAUAUCAUCUUUCAUAAAGACGUUUACCACUAAAUCUUAUUUUUAUAUUGAUAAUAAAAAGGAAAUUUUGACAACCAGGAGCAGGCAAUAAACGCCCGUUUGUAAAAGGUGCACACGAAACAAGUGAAGGAAAACUUUCCUGCCUUACAUGCCUUGGAAAUACUUAGCUUGGCUUCAGGCAAAGUAUUUAUACAGCUUUAUUUUCCCUUCAACAUUAGGGGGCAAAGUGGCAGCCCUUUCAUCUUCAAAACACUGACAAUUAGAUUCAGUGUCACUUGGAACGCUAAGGAGCUGGGGGUAAGAGCAGCUAAUAUUGUACUGGGCUUUUGCACUGUAAGAGUUUUUUUUUUUCAUUUUCUGUUGAAAAUCGAGGGUGUAUUGGGGUCCAUAAACAACUUUUCCAAACCUUCCAAAGGUUUGCAUGCUGAAGCUGGAAUAGGUGGCAAUAGUAUGUUUUCAUAUUCUUGUAUUGAUACCAUCCUUGUAGAGUCAGACAUACGUUACUUUGACUGAAAGUUGUCCAGUCUCUUUUUUUUAUUUAUGACAGUAUUCAUAACUGGUCUGGUAAAGACUUUCUGUAGAUUAUCUCUCUUGAGUUUCCAGACUAUAUGCUUAAUAAAAAACAAAUUCUUUGGAUGUGCAGCAGCUUAAUGUCUGAAAUUGUUUGUUGACAGCAUCACUGUAAAGGAAUUUAUUUUGGCCAUCUUUAGUCAUCUGUAGCCCCACUGAAUUAUAUUUGCCACGGUAAAAACACAAAGGGCAGUUGCAUGGGUAGCUUCAGGGGUCGUGCGCUGUGGCACAAGUUAUGGACCGAGUGGAUUUCACAGGCAACAUCAAAUAUCCAAGUUUCAGCUUUAAACCAUUCAUAAGGUGCCAGUGUUGAGAGUCCAUUUCAUUAGUAAUACCAGAUUUGUGCAAUAUGUUUAACAAAGCCUGUGGUUGCCACGAAGUGCCUCUUGUUUACUUAAAAUACUGUUCAAAAAUUUGUCAUCAUGCAUGCAGAUGGAGAAAGGUGGAACUGUGCACUAUAAAGGGGCUUCACUGCAGUGUAGGACAAUGCUGCCUGCUGCUCUACCUGUUCAGAUUUGGAUUUUGUUUCAUAUAAAAGAUGUAUACAGAAAUAUAUUUUCAGCCUGUAAAACAGCCUUUUCCAUUUCAGCCUGUUAAAGAUACUAUUGUGCUGUGCAGCUAUUUGCUCUCUGUGUAAUGCCAUGCACUGAGAAUACACAAAAAGUAAACCAACAAAUGUAAAUUGUACAGGUUAUCGAUGCUCAUAAAAUCCAAUGUCCAUUUGUUAUUGUAUGUGUUGUUUGUUAACAACCCUUUAUCUUACUGUUAUAAACUCCACUUAAAACCAAUUAAAGAUUAAAGACUCA